Molecule: messenger RNA, 2183 nt
Organism: Neomonachus schauinslandi (Hawaiian monk seal)
Lineage: Eukaryota; Metazoa; Chordata; Mammalia; Carnivora; Phocidae
Gene: TP53
Product: tumor protein p53
Exons: 11
Coding region: 191-1336 (381 amino acids)
Biological process (GO): protein tetramerization; regulation of transcription by RNA polymerase II; apoptotic process
Cellular component (GO): nucleus
Molecular function (GO): DNA-binding transcription factor activity, RNA polymerase II-specific; RNA polymerase II cis-regulatory region sequence-specific DNA binding; protein binding
Source: RefSeq, a predicted model, not a curated record
UUUUCCCCUCCCAUGUGCUCCGACUGGCGCUAAAAGUUUUGAGCCUCUCAAAAGUCCAGAGCCACGAUCCUGGGCGCAGGUGGCCGCUGGGCUCCGGGGUCACCUGGCGUCCGGCCUCGGAGCGUGCUUCCCAGGACGGUGACACGCUCCCCUGAGGUUCGGCGGCUACACUCCCUUCCCAGGAGCUGCGAUGCAGGACCCACAGUCGGAGCUCACCAUCGACCCCCCUCUGAGCCAGGAGACAUUUUCCGAAUUGUGGAACCUGCUUCCUGAAAACAAUGUUCUGUCUUCCGAGCUGUCCCCGGCAGUGGACGAACUGCUGCUCUCAGAAGGCGUCGCGAACUGGCUGGAUACAGGGUCCGAUGACGCUCCCAGGAUGUCCGCAGCUCCUGCCCCCGCGGGUGUCGGACCAGCCACCUCCUGGCCCCUGUCAUCCUUCGUCCCUUCCCCGAAGACCUACCCUGGCACCUAUGGGUUCCGUCUGGGGUUCCUGCAUUCCGGGACAGCCAAGUCUGUUACUUGCACGUACUCCCCGUCCCUCAACAAGCUGUUUUGCCAGCUGGCAAAGACCUGCCCGGUGCAGCUGUGGGUCAGCUCCCCACCCCCACCCGACACCUGCGUCCGCGCCAUGGCCAUUUAUAAGAAGUCCGAGUUCGUGACAGAGGUGGUACGGCGCUGUCCCCACCACGAGCGCUGUCCCGACAGCAGCGAUGGGCUGGCCCCGCCUCAGCAUCUCAUCCGGGUGGAAGGAAACUUGCGAGCCAAGUACCUGGACGACAGAAACACUUUCCGCCACAGCGUGGUGGUGCCCUACGAGCCGCCCGAGGUCGGCUCUGACUGUACCACUGUCCACUACAACUACAUGUGUAACAGCUCUUGCAUGGGGGGCAUGAACCGGAGGCCCAUCCUCACCAUCAUCACCCUGGAAGACUCCAGUGGUAAUGUGCUGGGACGGAGCAGCUUUGAGGUACGCGUCUGUGCCUGUCCCGGGCGAGACCGGCGCACAGAGGAGGAGAAUUUCCGCAAGAAGGGGGAGCCUUGCCCCGAGCCGCCCCCCGGGAGCACUAAGCGAGCACUGACUCCCAGCACCAGCUCCUCUCCUCCCCAAAAGAAGAAGCCACUGGAUGGGGACUAUUUCACCCUUCAGAUCCGUGGACGUGAACGCUUCAAUAUGUUCAGGGAGUUGAAUGAGGCCUUGGAGCUGAAGGAUGCCCUGAGCGGAAAGGAGCCAGGGGGAAGCAGGGCUCACUCCAGCCACCUGAAGGCUAAGAAGGGGCAGUCUACCUCCCGCCAUAAAAAACUGAUGUUCAAGAGAGAGGGGCCCGACUCAGACUGACGUCCCCUGCUUCCUGUGUCCCCCUCUCCCGCCCCCCACUGACCCCCUCCCCCUUGCCCCUCUUUCCCUGGCAUUUUUGGGACUUGGGAGCUUGAGCACACCUGCUCGGUGUGUGGACUGCUUGGUACAAGUGUGCCCCAGAGAUGCUCUGGAUUCUUCCAUUCGCCUUACCCUAAGGCUCUGCUAAAGAAGUUGGCCUACAAGGUCGGUUGGUCGGGGGGGACGUAGGACGUUCCAGCCUGGUUUUUUAAAGAUUUUUACUGUGAGGAACCAUGGGAGAGGUAGGAAAAUGUUCCUGAACGUCAGGAGCGUAUUAGAACUAAUCACACGCUGGGCUGUGAGCCCAGUUCUCUACUGUUUUAGCCAGUGAUUGAAAUUUCCUAAUUUCAUAGGCCAUUUUUAUGAAAUGCUGAUAACCAUACCUACCUCACGGAGUUUGUUGUGAGGGUGAAUGAAAUUAUGUAUGUCUGACCCCCCAAAACAGCCCUUUUACCCCAUGAUGUCUGCGACGUGGUGCCUCCGAGGCUGCCGGUCCCCUGUCCGUGCUGGUGGGCAGGGCGACAGCUCGUAUGAGGGGGCAGCUGGUGAGGGGUCCCCUUCCUGCUGACCCGGCCAAGUUCUGUCUGACCUCUUGGGGAGCCCCGGCGCCCAGGAGGAAAUCUCACUCCCAUCUCACAGCCUGGAGGAUUCCAUCCCUGGUGUAGGAUCUGUAUCUGCUGAGGUCUUUUUACGUCCCCCAAUCUCUCAGGAUCGAUUUCUUUUGCACUCUGCAUCCACACCCCCUCCUCCUCUUCCCUUUUUAUAUCCCGUUUUUAUAUCGGUCUCUUAUUUUACAAUAAACUUUGCU